Laetiporus sulphureus 93-53 is the source of this 966-nucleotide messenger RNA. RefSeq lists its product as uncharacterized. Bases 1 to 966 code for a protein of 321 amino acids. The record is from RefSeq and is a predicted model, not a curated record. The transcript has 4 exons. NCBI's taxonomy places the organism in Eukaryota, Fungi, Basidiomycota, Agaricomycetes, Polyporales, Laetiporaceae.
AUGACCACCGUAUGGCACGAGUCGUUCGCGGCCUCCGCAGCGCAUCUCUCCCAAGAGACUGCAAGCGGCGACGGCGAUGUGAACGCGUUCUUCGUGCACGCGCACUUUAUUGUCGAACGUGCACGAGAAAAGCUCCUGUGGAGCUGGUCCCUCGGACGGGUCGGCGCCCUCAAUGGAACCUGGGGCGAAGCAGAGGCUCGGCGCGCUUGGGGUAAAAUUGGUGGCGCCUGGGGGGGAGCGAAUUGCUCGUCGAGACCAGCCACCUGGAUACGCUCACAAGGGAUGGGGUCGAGAGGUCCUGAAGGCGAGCGGAUAUCCGCUUCCGAGCUUGACUUCAUAUUCAUCUUCAUCUCUCGACGGUUGCGCAUACGCUGGUCUAGGUGCAGGAUAUUCUACGAGAAGUGCUUCGCGAUGAAGCAUCUGGAGUCUGAAGGCGAACACCCACCCGGAAGCGAGAUCUUUGCGGAUAUCGCGUUCCGCAAUGAGGCUUGUGGAGACUGUGGUAUGCGUCUUUCCUGCCCCUUAUUUGGAGGCACCUCAGUGGUUAUGGCGCUAACAAAAACAAGCGGCAGCCAUGGCUUGUCGGCUUUCCUUCCUGCUCCCGAUCACGUCCUUCCACCAGUGGGCACUGAGGAUGGCGACCGAGAAGUGCCCCAUCUCCCUCUACUCGCGUACUUCUCCCUAAAUGCCGUUACGGGCAUGAAGCUAGAGCUGAAUGUAAGACAGUGGGUGAUGCAGCUCCUACAGCGCUACCACUAUGUGAUAGGUCGUGCACCGUCACUCUUCGAACGCGUCUCGAGCGCCCAAGGCGCGGCGCAAGUCGUCGCAUAUAUCGAACGAAUGCCCAACGCAGCUCUGCUUUACAUCAAUGACAAUGCCGCGAAGCAGAGCCUGACUACCCAGCUGACACCGGUGCUGGAAACAUGGUUUGAUAGACGCUGGAAGACGCUUUCCGCUCGGGAAUAG